AUGGCUGAGCGUGGGCAGCAGCUCCAGCCCACGACUUUGGCUUCGAGGCUGCUGAGGGAGGGUCGAAACUGCGGAUGGUACCUGGAGAACCUGCCUUCCAAGUGUCUCACAAAGCACAGCAGCCUGAAGCUCCCAGGAUCCCUGGACAGUAGUCGGCGCUGGGUGUUUGUGAGAGAGGGGCUGGAGGACUGCAGGAAAGGCUGGCCCCGAUACCAGGGCCUCAAGGAUGCUUUUCUGCCUCAUAUUCAUCACAGAGCCCCCAAUGUGACCCCCAAGAAAAGGCAGAGAGGCCUGCCCAAGGAGGCAACCCUGUUGCCCAGGCUUGCGAAAGCUGAGAAGGCCUUUCUAGAGAAUGUGGAAGCCAGCAUGGCCCUGCACCCCCUGGCUCUCUACCCGCACCUGCAAGAGGCUCUUCCCGCUGAGCUCUUAUUACAUGUGCUGGAGGUGCUGGACCCUGAGAGGAAGCUGAGGGACAUGUGGGCUUAUUGCCAGGAUACCAGGGAAUUAAUGAAGGAACCCACAAAGCUUGUAGAAACAUGUUCUCCCCAAGAGUGCCUGCCUGAGAAGACGCUGGUGUCACAUUCAGGCCAGUGGCUUUGUGAGGAAAAGCCAAGCACAGUGGAUUCGCUCCAUAAAGACAGUCUCCUCCAUGGUGAUGUACACAGAAGAGUCAACGACUUCUGCAACUGGGCCUCGGCUCUGGGAAGUUCCAGUGUCGAUGAAGAAUUCAUCUUGCAGCAGUUUGACGUUGGCUAUCAGACCAGACGCAGCUGCAAUGCCCUUCACAUGAGGAGGCUAAACCAGGACAAACCCUUCAUCCGUGGCCGACCCUCCGUGCGAGAACGCUGUGGCUGCUGGAACAAACCUCAGUCCUCUACAGGAGCAAAUCCUCAUAAGCCGAAGCAGGAGAAGACGAGGUAUGGAGCGCGGUACCUGAACACCAACUUGUGGAAGAAGCAAAGAGCAGACAAACCUUUGGUCGACCCCAAGAUCUCACACAAUGCUCAAGAUACAAGUUUUAAAAAGCAGCUUCGGGACCAGGGGGAGCUGCUGGCAGGCCUGCAGGGAACAGCUGCCUUUAAGAGCUUCAUUCUAAGCAGAGGCUACAGGAUGCCCAAGUUCCUUGAGAAGAUAUAUGAUGCGGAGAAAGGUAAAUCUGAAAGUAUUAAGGCUCCUAAAACCCCCACACAAACAGAGAGGAAUCCUGGGAGAAGGUGAGUCGGCAUUUAUUGACAGCACUUGGGUACUGCUCCGUUAUUUUAAUUAUUAAGUAGAAUAUGGCAAAUGCCCACUGUGGGAGCUUCCACCUGGCGGCAUCUGUGAAUAUAAAACCCAACACAGAUGCUGUUCUAAGUGGCUUUCUGAAUGCUUUCGUUUAUCAUUUUUGUAUUAGUUUUAGAUACGUAUAGU
This is a messenger RNA of Acomys russatus (golden spiny mouse), 1410 nucleotides long. It is a transcript of the gene Fam47e, whose product is annotated as family with sequence similarity 47 member E. The transcript is spliced from 9 exons. The coding region runs from base 1 to 1218 and encodes 405 amino acids. The record is from RefSeq and is a predicted model, not a curated record. NCBI's taxonomy places the organism in Eukaryota, Metazoa, Chordata, Mammalia, Rodentia, Muridae.